Exophiala dermatitidis NIH/UT8656 is the source of this 882-nucleotide messenger RNA. RefSeq names its product 1-acyl-sn-glycerol-3-phosphate acyltransferase. Gene Ontology annotation, molecular function: 1-acylglycerol-3-phosphate O-acyltransferase activity. Bases 1 to 882 code for a protein of 293 amino acids. Gene Ontology annotation, cellular component: membrane; endoplasmic reticulum. Gene Ontology annotation, biological process: phosphatidic acid biosynthetic process. The transcript is spliced from 2 exons. The record is from RefSeq and is a predicted model, not a curated record. NCBI's taxonomy places the organism in Eukaryota, Fungi, Ascomycota, Eurotiomycetes, Chaetothyriales, Herpotrichiellaceae.
AUGUUCGUCCUCUUCCGCUACCUGCUCUACUUCCUGGGGUUUUAUACAUUCACCAUGUUGAGCUGCUUCGCUCUUUACACCUACCUCCCGAGACCGCCUCCAAUCCUCGGGUUUGUGGCCCGCUCAAUGUCAGCAUAUUUGACGCUCAUUGUUUGCGCGGCCUACGGAACGGUUGCGUCGGGUAUCCUCAAGCUCUUGGGACUACACUAUCCCUAUGCUUUCUGGACGGUGGCCAAGUCGUUCAAAUGGCUGGGAAUAUACACGAUGGGCGUGAGGUUCCAGAUUCUUGACAAUGGGGAGGAGAUUCUUAACAACAAUCGGCCUGUGGUCAUUAUUGCCAAUCACCAGACCGAACUUGACGUGCUGCUGUUGGGUUGGAUCUGGCCAAAACAUUGUUCAAUCACCGCGAAGAAGUCCCUGCGCAACGUCCCGUUCUUGGGCUGGUUCAUGACACUUGCUGGUGCUGUGUGGAUCAACCGGGUGGACAGGAGCGAGGCAUUGAAGGCCUUUGAAAGUGCAGCCAAGGCGAUGCGGGAGAAGCAGCAAAGUGUGGUCAUCUUCCCCGAAGGCACAAGGAGCUACUCGACUCAGCCCAUGCUCUUACCCUUCAAAAAGGGAGCCUUCCACCUCGCCGUACAGGCUGGUGUCCCUAUUGUGCCUGUUGUGGCGGAGAAUUACAGCCACGUCCUGAACGUCAAGGCUAGACGUUUCAACAGCGGGACUAUCAGGGUGAAAGUCCUUGAUCCAAUACCCACCAAGGGCCUCACAGCCGCCGAUGUUGAUCAUCUGACCAGAGAUACUCGAGAGAAGAUGCUGAACGUUCUUGAGGAAAUGGCCAAACACCCACUCGCGCAAACGGAGCAGAACAAAAAGGACUCAUGA